AGACUGAGACAUUGAGUUGGUGAGAUGUGGUACUGCCGCAAUGGGAUGAGUGCGCGGUAACACGGGUGUCCGGAAGGAAGUGUUGUUCACUCAACAACUAUACGAAGAACUUCCAUCGUCUCUUUUCCUUCCCUUCACAUGCCUUGUGCAAUAUGGUCCAGUCGCAUCAUCUCGUAGUGUAUUCGCAAGCCAUGCCGCAGGAUCCCAGGCACUCGUGGACUGUUUCGUCGCGCUUUCGCAACCGCAUUAUUGUCAUCGCACAUCUUCGCGCGCUCGUAAGAUGUCACUGGGGCUUAGAAGCUAGCUCGUGUACGGGCUCGGUGCUGAGGUCGAUGCGUUCUCUUCCGAGUAUACGGCAGAUGCCUGUUCUGGUGUUGCGAAGGCGAUUCCAGGAAUGGUGGUUGCGCGCGCUGGUGGAAGAUCAAAGCUCUGUGACGACGACGAAACGCACACGUGACGAGCCAACAGUCGCGAAAUAGACUCUCGACCAGGAAGACUUUAAAAAGGCGCGCUCGGUGUACGGUGAAGGGGGUCAAAAUCCAACAUUUCUCCCCUUUCAGUCCAAGCCAAUAAUAAUGCAAGCACCCGCGACGCUCGUGAUGGAGAAGAUUCUGACUGCGGUGGCACCGGAAGCCACAACAGUCGCAGUGACUUGGGGCCGGAAGACGAAAGCGAGGUGGGAGAGUAGCGUCGGCGCCGUUGUACUUUGUACUUGCUGUCCGAUCCUU
Messenger RNA from Pseudocercospora fijiensis CIRAD86, 728 nucleotides. RefSeq lists its product as uncharacterized. The transcript has a single exon. The record is from RefSeq and is a predicted model, not a curated record. Bases 192 to 479 code for a protein of 95 amino acids. Lineage: Eukaryota; Fungi; Ascomycota; Dothideomycetes; Mycosphaerellales; Mycosphaerellaceae.